This is a messenger RNA of Drosophila ficusphila, 954 nucleotides long. Its product is annotated as inactive peptidyl-prolyl cis-trans isomerase shutdown. The record is from RefSeq and is a predicted model, not a curated record. Gene Ontology annotation, molecular function: peptidyl-prolyl cis-trans isomerase activity; protein binding. NCBI's taxonomy places the organism in Eukaryota, Metazoa, Arthropoda, Insecta, Diptera, Drosophilidae. Bases 1 to 954 code for a protein of 317 amino acids. The transcript has a single exon.
AUGUGGGACAUAUCACAGCAGAAAUACAUCGGUGGGGAUGAAGACUAUGAGAACGUCCCGUCUCCCUGGAUGGGAUCCUUCGACAAGCUUCGUGGGGAAAUGAAUCGCAUCGAUGCACACAUCUAUAAGAGAGUUGUUCGUGAAGGACACGAGGAAAGAGAUCCAGUGCCGGAUAAAGCCCGAGUAUCCAUUAGAUACAGGGGCUACUGGGAAGGCGAGAAAGAUGCUUUCGAAGCCUCAGAACUAUGCAAAUUUGAGACUGGCAAGGACAUGGUGCUCCAAGGACUGGAGGCUGCUGUUCGCACUAUGCGUCCUUACGAACAGGCUGACUUCAUCAUAUCGAACAAAGUGCUGAAAUGUCUCUCUCGAAAUCCCAAGAGGAAUGCCCUGUUCCAGGUGGAGGUCAUCGACUACUUUCCAAUAGUGAAAGAUGAGUUACCCGAAGAGGAGCUCGAUAAGUUCUAUGUCGUUUAUCCCAAGGCAAAGGACUUUUAUCAGGAAGCCAAGAUUUGGGUGAAGCGCUUGCGUUACCCAAAUGCAGUUUCCACUUUUCAAAAGGGAAUCAACUCCUUAAAAUCUUGCCGAAUAACGAAUUCCGAGGAGGAGCAACAGCAAACCGAACUGCUGAUAAACAUUUCCCAAGGUCUAAUGAUCUGCUACAAUAACAUGAACAAACCGAAGUGUGCCUGCGUCGUGAUGAAGGAUAUUCGCCGUCUAACAAGGAACAAUCCUUCUUGGAGGGCGCUUUUUCAGGAGGGACGAGCCUUGGUCUCCUUGGGGGAUCACCAUCGAGCCCGGAAGUCCUUAAUUCUGGCACAGAAGAAGCAGCCGGAAAACCAGUUCAUUAAGGAUGAGAUAGUCAGCAUCAACCAGAGGAUCAGAAAUCUCGAGGAGGCUAGGCAGGAAAUCAUCGAACGAACCGAGGAUCGUAAAAUGAAGCUGUGGAUACCUUAA